This is a messenger RNA of Oncorhynchus mykiss (rainbow trout), 9009 nucleotides long. RefSeq lists its product as uncharacterized. NCBI's taxonomy places the organism in Eukaryota, Metazoa, Chordata, Actinopteri, Salmoniformes, Salmonidae. Gene Ontology annotation, cellular component: nucleoplasm. Gene Ontology annotation, molecular function: histone H3K4 methyltransferase activity; DNA binding. Gene Ontology annotation, biological process: regulation of DNA-templated transcription. The record is from RefSeq and is a predicted model, not a curated record.
UAAUUUAGGAAAUACGUUCCCAAGUAUACCACAAAUUAAAAACGGGACAUGUCUUUUGUAUGUGAUCAUGUCUCAAUGUAAUCAAGGUAUGAAAUGAUUGUAUUUUGAAAAUAACAAUCAAUUAUUGGUAUUAGUUGUGGUGAAUUUGCAGCAUUAUUAUAAUGAUGUCCCGGCCCAUAACCAUCGACUCCGCGGCUGAAUCUAGUUGCCUUCGCCUGCAGUACUGUAACUAGCUCUCCACCUAGCUGUCGAGACAAGUUACUACGGAGAAUGCUGCUGUAGUGUCUUCAACCGAGCGCUAUGAAAACCGCCGCGCAAAUGUUGUUCUCUUCUGUAUCCAGCCAGCCUAUGCGUAGGGUUUCCUAGGAGGAGUAGGCCUAGCGACUUUAGUUAUGUAACCAAACCAAUAUCUGAAUACAGUGCAUGAUUGUUGACGGUUGUCGAGAGGAUAGGACAGUAUCACCAAGCUCUCUUAUCUUCUCUAAUGUAGACUAAACGCAGUUCUGGGACGCGCACGCUGGUUCAAGUCUGACUGACUGACAGACAGACAGAGAGGGACAAAGCGCUGGACAGUUGGGUCAAGAAAGCCUUUUGAUAUUUAAUCUCUGGACAAUACCUGUUCCCUUCCACCCUGGGUGCUGCCCCCCCCACCCCUCCCCCCUCACAUCUCUGAUGGACCAGAGAGCGAAGGGGGGCCCAUCUCUACCUCCACCAUCCUCACUGCCUCUCCUCCCCACAGCCCCACCACAGCAGUACCCAGAGAAAGAGGUAGGCGGUGGGACGAGGAAGAGGACAGAGAAGGAAGGAGGUGGUGCAGUACUGGAGGUGCUCAUUGAGGGGUGCUGUGGUGCUGCAGGGCAGAGACAGCUCCCAUUCCCAGGCAGAGAGAGGAGCUGCACUGAGGGCAAUGUGAGGCUGAGGAUCGGAGUCCAAGCGGCCAAACGCACCAAGAAACCCCCCAGGACCCUGGAGGGCUACGAGUGUAAACCCACCAUCAGGACGUACCAGAGGCCUGGGAGGGGGAGUCAGGAGGUAGGGGGGAGUGGGCAGGGGAACCGUCCUCAGGAGGAGGGGGACGGAGAGCAGAACCAGGGGUCAGACCCCAGCACCACCCAGACCAGGAAGAUACACUCCUCCCUGCCUCCGUCUUCAUCAUCAUCAUCAUCAGCCCCUACAACCACCCCUCCCAGCCCAGCCAACCCUCAGACUGCGCCAGCCAAACAGGUCCCUGUGAACCUGGGCUAUAAGAAGUCAGACACCCUAACGGAGAAACCAAGGCACCCUGACCCACCUGAUGCCCACAGCAAACUACCUUCACCUGCCCAAAUGAACCAGGCAAUCGCCUCUGACCCCACAGCUUCAUCCCCCCAUUCCCCCCCUCCCUCAUCACCCCAUUCCCCCUUGGUAAAGGACCCUAGCGGUGAGGGAGGCAUGCUGAAUGGGGGAGUACCUACAGUCACCUGCCAUCCUACCAGACUCACAAAGGUCAAAGGUCGCAAACAGAACUGUUCUUCCUCAGCCGCCCCCACUAACGUGAACUCAACAACAAGACCUCCAGCCUCCAGCCCCCAUCAGGCUGACCUUGCAGCCCAGGACAGGACUACAGGCUUCAGCUGCCCUCCUACACCACCUCCAUUCACAACCCUACUUCCAGACCAGAGAGGAGCCCCAGUGGCUGAUGGGAGACUGAGUCCUGCUGCCUCCCUCACCAGCCUGAGCAGGGGACCAUUACUACCGUCCUCUGUGGGAAAUGAGAGAGGGAAGGAGGAGAAAGCCAAGAAGAAGAAAGAGAAAGAUGACAAAGCGAGGGGUGAGAAAGGGAAGGGUAAGAGAGGGGAGAAGGGGAGAGGGAAGGAGGAGAAAGAUGACAAAGUGAGGGGUGAGAAAGGGAAGGGUAAGAGAGGGGAGAUGGGGAGAGGGAAGGAGGACAGAGGGAGGAAUGAGAGUCCAAAGAUGGACAGAGAUGAGAGAGGGAAGGAGGGAACUGGGAUGGAUGAGAGCGGGAGGGAUAUGAUGGGGAAGGAGGAGAGAAAUGGGGACGAGGACAAGGAAAGAGAGAAGCCCAGAGACUUGAGGAUGAAUAAAUCGCCCUCUUCUACAAAGUGUCAGAUGUCUGAGGUUCAGAGCAGGAAGACAGGUACACCCAGCCCAGACCUGACCAGCGGAACAUGGGAAUCAGAUGAUAUUGGUGUCCCCUCAAGACCCACCGUCUCUCCCUCCAACCCAUCCACUGCCUCCUCUCCCCUCACUUCCCUCCCUCCUCCCCCUCUCUCUGUCCACUCUUCCUCUCCUCCUACCUCCCCCCGAGAGCAGGACAGCCGUCCGCUGAAGAAGCGUAAAACCCGACGGCCAAGCUGGACCAGGCUGGUGAACCGGGCACAGAGACUGGCAGAGAACCCAGAUGGCCGCCAAGAUGCCCCCUUAGUUGCCCCACAGACCCCCACUACCCCCCAGACAUCCCCCACUACCCCCCAGACACCCACAACUACCAACUCACCCAACCUUCGGUCAGCUGAGUCAUGCCUAGCCCCCUCUGUUCCCCCACCCUCCAGUCCGUCCUCCCUCUCCCCCUCUACCUCCACCCCUGUGAGACCCAGACCAACAGGGCGACCCCCAUCCCCCACCCAGUCUCACUUGUUGACCUCUGACCCUAGCCCUUUACCUGGACCUGACCGUCCCUUCAAUCAGGCCAGAAAAAGGGGUCGCCCCAAAUCCCAAACCUCAAGCUUGGACGAACCCCAACCCAUACACUCCCCCAAACCUACCCAAGCUGAGAUGCUCCCUCAUGGGCAUGAUGAGACUCCGGACCCCCAUGUGCUCAACCCAGUGCUGGAUCACAGUCCCACCCUCACCAAUCCCUCUAGCCCCAACCCCACGCCCAGGAAACGAGGUCGCCCCAAACGGCUGCCCCCCUCCCCCCUCCUCCCCAAACAGACUCCCCAGGACAAGAACAGGGGUACACUGACCCCAUCUGGAGGUGAGGAGGGGGGUAAAGACUUCCCCUCUGAAAAGGGGAACAGGAAGCUGAGGAUGAGGAGCAUCAUCGGAGAGAUGAAGAGGAGGAAGAAGAGGAGGCUACUCAGGGAAAUGCUUUCUGGGUGUGGAGGGGGGAAGGAGGGGAGAGGAAGAGAGGGAGGUAGAGAGAACUCUUGUGGGUGUGCAGGAGGGGUGUGUGGGUCGGCCACAGCACCCUCCCUGUCCUCCUCCUUUGGGGGUAAACUAGGUCCCCAGAUCAACGUGAGUAAGAGGGGGACCAUCUACAUGGGGAAGAGGAGAGGACGCAAACCCAAAGCUCCAGCUAACUCUAACCCUGCCUCUCAGUCCACACUGUUCACCAGUCUCUCUAGUUCCUCUCUCUUCUCCUCUCCCCAGCCCCAUCCUCUCCUCUCUCACCCAUUCCCCUCCCCAUCUCUCACCCACUCCAGUGGAGCCCAGAGCCCUUACAGUGAUGGAGGCUGCACAGAACCUGCUCCCUCCCUCUUCCUCCCCCACACCUUCUCCCUCCCCUCACCCUCCUCCUCCUGUGCAUCGCCACGUCCUCUCUCCUCCUCCUUCUCCUCCUGCUCAUCCCUCUCUCCCUCCCUAAAGAGGAGUUCUCCAGGUCAGGGACGACAUCCCUUCUUCCACCAUCCCUCCAGCAGACUCUCUUCUCCUCCUCUUCCUCACCCUCUUUACCCCCAUCUGCCUGUCUUCCCCACACACCUGAAAGAGGCCACACCCUCACCUAUCAGUAAAUCACACAGCAAGGAGAUGUUGCCUAGUGAUAGUGUGAUUGGAAUGGACCACAACACUACCUCAGAGAGGGGGGAGAGGAGGGGCCGAGGGAGAGGGGGGGUAACCAUGGGAAUGACCUCAGAUGUCACCCGGUCAGUGUUCCGGACAGGUUUAGGGGUCAACCUGAAGGGUCAGAGACAACCCUCACCCUCCAUGUUACUAGAACACCCCCCCCCUGUACCCUCACCCAUCAGAGUGUCAGCCUCACCCCCCUCUCCCCCCUCUGCCUCCCCCAGACACAUGCCUCCUUCUGACUUAGUGGAACCCAGAGACAGACACAGGCACAGGCGGAGGGGGUACGAAUGUCCCUAUACCUGCCCCCCCUGCCCCUGCCUAGGUCACAACCAGCGCUCCCACCUGGACCUCUGCCCCUGCCUAGGGCACAACACACACAAGAGACAGAAACACAAACACAAGAGGAAGUACCAGCACCUGCUCAUGCAUGCACACGACCCAGACUUCCUCUCUGAACUGGACGAUCUCAUUGGGCAGUUCAGCGAGGUCCGCAUCGGGCGCCACCGUGAUUGGGCCAGAGCUGGAUUGGGGCAGGAUUUCGAUGAGAGUGGGGGGAAAAGACGCCACUCUUCCUUAUUGUCAUCGCAAAAUUUCCACUCAAACGUUUACAGAAUCAACUUGAGUGGAUACUACUCGCCUCACCCCCUGUCUCACCCCCCUCACCCCUCCUUCUCCCCGCUCCACCCCCACCCCUGCCACGGCCUGCCUUAUGGCAGCAGAAAGCCAGAGCAGAGGUUGAGGUGUGGCUGUCCCACCAAGCCCUGUGAGUCCUUAGACCAGGGUGACUGUGGCCAGGGGCGGAGGUGUGCCUUACAGGGUAUCACAGGGCACCUCCACCCCUCCUCUCUCAGUACCCCCCUGGCCUCCUCGACCACCUCUUCCACCACCCCCAUGCCUCUGGGUUUUGGCUACUACAGAGGCUAUCCUCUGACCAUGGCCCAUUACCCAAACCCCCACCCCUCCUUUCCCCUGCCUCCCCCUCAUCCCUACGCCCCCCACCACCCCCACCUCCACCCCCCUCACCUCCUCCUCAACCCAUCCAGGUUCCACAGGAGGAGGAGCAGGCAGCUGAGGGAGGCUGGGUUGGGUGGAGGUGGAGGUGAGGACGUGGGGGUUAUGGGUGAGGGAAAGAGGGCUGGGGUCCGUUCCUGUCCAGCAGGGUCCGUCCCUGGUCGGUCCUGUGUCUGUGGGGGGAGUGAACACAAGCUCAGACACAAACAUCGUCACAGACAGCAUGAUCGUGACGGAAAGGAAGAAGAGGAGGAGAGAGUUGCAGGGUCACAGCUAAGGUCAGAGUUCACCACAGGGUCAGGAGGAAGUAGAAAGACUGGAGGACAAGGGAGUGCUGGGUUGAUGGAGUCUCCAUGGCAACAUAGGCACGGCAAAUACCCCUCUUCUUUCUUCUCUGCUUCUGCUAAACCAGCCUCUUCAUCAUCACCAUCAUCAGAGAGGCUUAAACACACACCCCUCACCUGUCUAGGCUCCUCUCACCUUUCCUCGUUUGGAGAGGGCUGGGGGGUUCGGCAGAACCCCUGGCUGAGGAGAGGGGGGCUGGGGGCAGGAUUCAGACCCCUCGAUCCCACCUGGGGCACUCUGACAGAAGGGCAGAGGACGGCCGCUGUGGGGGAGUCAGAGAGAGAGGCGGGGGAGAGACACACACCCUGUCACAGCACCUUCACCCCCCCGACACACACCAACCUCUUCACCUCCCCUGCCACCAGUGGGAGGGGCAUGAGGAGAGGAAGAGACAAUUGGAGACCAGGGAAUCAAGACGGGUCACUGAGGAGUGAGGAGCCAUCACAGACAGAGAGGAGAGGCACAGACCCACACUAUGACCUGAGCAGGAGGCAACUGAAGUGGCUGAGAACCGGUCAAAGUUUUGGGGCUAAGAGAGGGCCUGGACGACCCAGGAAGAACCCUCUAGCCUCCCCUUUGGUCUCCCCCUUCCUCUCUCCUACAAGCCAACCAAACCCUCCAACUGAGACAGAUGUCAAGAACAGAGAUAGAAACAGAAGAAGAGGAGGAGGAGAUUCAGUACAAGAGGUGAUUGAAGCUGUGAUUCAGAGCCAGAGGAGGAGAAGACGGAAGAGGAGGCACAUUGAGAAAGAGGAGGUUGAGCAUCCAUCUUGUCUCCAAAGUUCUGGUGAAGGUGAGCCAGUCACCCACACCCCCUCCAUAUGCACAGGCCAAUCAGAGCUAACCCAAACUCCAUCCCUAACCCCGGCCAGCCAAUCAGAUAAGGGAGCUGACCAGCUGCCUAGGAAGAGGUUUCAGAGGGCGGGGCUCUACUCAGAUGACUACAAAACUACAGAUCCCUCCUCUCAGAACCAGCUGAACAGAGAGAGACUGGAAUAUACACCAGGAGAACAAGACUACAGCCUCCUGCCUGCUCCCAUACAUGUUGGGAAGUACCUAAGAAUCAGACGUAUUGACUUUCAGUUGCCCUUUGACGUCAUGUGGCUCUUCAGGCACAACCAGCUCCACAAAGAGCCAGAUGUUCCUCAGACCAGAGAGAUCUCAUCCUACCAACCAAAAGAGAAGAGCCUGUCCAGUCCCCAGACAGGGGUGUCCCUCCCUCCCUCUCCCCAGGAGGAGUGUUCCAGUCCCAGUAAGAAGCUGUUCCCCUACCUGGACAUGGAGCCUAUGACCACCAGUGACAGGGUGUUCGUCCUGAGGCACCGCGUGUUCCUUUUGAGGAACUGGGAGAGGGUCAGAGACAGACAGAUACGCCUGAGGAGGGGGAGAGAGGGGGAACAAGAGAAAGAUGGAGGAGGAGUUUCCAGCUAUGUAGCUACUGGGGACAACAACAGCCACAUCAUGUCAGGUCGACAAAUGGCGGUGAAGAAGAAUGUUGUGUGGACUAGUGAGCCCCUUCGUGAUCCCCAGUGCCCCCAUAACCCCCUCAGAACCACGCCCCAGCUCACUGAGAACAGACAAGAGGAGAAAAAACAGGUGGAGGAGGAAGAGGAGGGCUGGAGGGAGGUCCGGAAGGAGCGACUGAACAACAUACUGCUGAAGCUGCGGCAGACAUGAUUGGUGAGAGAGGACAAGGAAGGAAGGAGGGGGGAAAUCUCAGCUCAGUAUCUCUUCUUCUUCCAAGUAGCUCAGUUCAGCUAACUUUGCACUAGUGUUGGGGGGGAAAACGCUUCCCUGAAAUGAUUUGUUAUAAAGAUGAUUUUGGGCUUUGUUUCUGAGAGGAAUGAGGGUGUUGUUUACUGUACCAUUGAGAAUGAUUGACAGACAGUCAGCAGACCAGUGACAGUCUGAUUUAAUAGUCAGAGAGGGCGGAAGGGAUGGAUGGAGACCAUAGAGUCUUAAGGCUGGAUUAAAUUCGUAUUGUGGAAGAUCCGCGUUGUAGCUCGAUUUAAAUGUAAAGGAAAUGUUCCCGUGUUCUCGCAGACUACAUUCAGACUACAUUCAGACUACAUUCAGACUACAUUGACUACAUUCAGAUUACAUUCAGACUACAUUCAGACUACAUUCAGACUACAUUCAGAUUACAUUCAGACUACAUUCAGAUUACAUUCAGACUACAUUCAGACUACAUUCAGACUACAUUCAGAUUACAUUCAGACUACAUUCAGAUUACAUUCAGACUACAUUCAGACUACAUUCACGGUAAACGCUGCACGUCGGUUCAAUCUGAAAUGACCAUGACAAUAUCCUUUUUUACAAUUUUACCUCCUUUUUUGUGAUAUCCAAUUGCGAUCCAAUUACGAUCUUGUCUCAUCGCUGUAACUACCCAAUGGGCUCGGACAGGCGAAGGUCGAGUCAUGCGUCCUCCAAAGCGUGAUCCAAGUGACGCUUCUUAACACCUGCGUGCUUAACCCGGAAUGUAUUGGAGGAAACACCGGCCAACUGACGACUGUCAGCUUGCAGGUGCCUGGCCUGCCACAAGGAGUCGCUAGAGCGCGAUGAGCCAAGUAAAGGCUCCCCCGGGCCAAACCUUCCACUAACCCGGACAACCCUGGGCCAAUUGUGCGCUGCCCUAUGGGACUCCCGGACACAGCCUGGGAUCGAACCCCAGGCUGUAGUGACAUCGCAACACUGCGAUGCAGUGCCAUAGACCGCUGCCAUAGACCGCUGCACCACUUGGGAGGCCUACCUCUACAUUUUUAUGCAGAUCUUCUGCGAUACUUCCGCAAUACACAGCCCCUAUGAUUUGAUUCAAUCCCUGUUGCUGAAGUACGGCGCUAUAGUGUGAUUCAACUGUAAAGGUAAUUUCCAAUUGAGCCGACCUAUGCAGUUUUUCCGUGAAUUCAGUCUCCGCUAACGCGGGAACAUUGCCUUGUUUUCUUCAGCUCUACGUAUUGAAUCGGGCCUUUAAUGUAAAAGUGCCAUGUUGUAAAUAAACUGACGCCUAAGUGAGUUCAAUCUCCAAAAGCAAUACGUCCUGUAAGGAUUUCAGUACAACAACUUUAAUAUCACUACCAGUACCAGCUAGAGACCCUUCUAUGUAUCAAACCAAGUAGUUUUUAUUGCCUUAGUGAAUAUGAUCAUUUCAAGAUCGUUAUAUUGUACCAAUGAUAAUGCAGUAACAUUGACCUAAGUAAUGUAAUGAAUCAGUUUCAUAAUAGAUAGUUAUUAUCUAAGCGUUAAAGUUAAUAGUCAAAGGCCUUCAUUUUGCUACAAAGUGUUAAACAUAACUGACCUAUGUUGAAUAUGACUUCUCUUCAUCUGUAUACUUUUUCUGACUGAUGAAAUGUUCUUUUUUAUUUGGUCAGACAAUCAGGAAAAUGAAUUGAAUCUGAGAUUUGUAACCGUUCAUUUGUACAGUUCUCUUUGGUGCAGUUUCUAGUUUGACUUUGAACACUAAGUUGAAUGUUUUAUAGUUGACCUGUGUAUUUGCCUCACUCACUAUUGCCAACGGGUGAUGAGGAAUAUUAUAGCAUUCAUCAAUAUAGUGAAGGGUUAUUUAUGUAGUUUGCAUGAAAUGUAACUUUGGGCUGGAUUCAAUCCGUAUCGCGGAAGUGUAAAGGUCAUUUAUCGUGAAUUCAGUCUCCACGAACGCGGGAACAUUGCCUUUAAAUUUAAAUGGAGCUAUAACGCAGAUCUCCCAUGAUACUUCUGCGAUGCGGUGAGAAUCCAGCCCUUUGUUGUACAAUUUAAAUUGCUGCUUAUAACCUGUCUUUGGAGAAAAUACCACAGAGUUCAUCUGACAGAAUGUCAUUUCAAACAUUGACCUUAUUAUCAAUAACAAUAAAAUGGUGUUUUUGUUUA